UAUUCAGUAUGUGUGCAACCACGCAUUUUAAAACCUUACUACGCACUUGUUACGCACGCAUGCCGUUAGUGUCAGUUUUAGUGUUUCAUUAUGCAUGCAUUGGUGGUGACUCCUUUACUUUUUCUGGACUUUAUCAGAGAUGACAACACAUGAUCACAGAAUGGUAUCGGCAAGGGCUGUUUUGCUUGUGUUCUGUGUUCUAUCUUGUUGUCAAAUACUGGACGCUUGGAGAAGAAGACGGGGUGAUACACCUCCGUCAGCAAUUAACUGUGUAGUAUCAGAAUGGAGUCCGUGGUCUCAGUGCUCCACCAACUGUUCUAUCGGCGUUACAUCGCGCACGCGUACAAAGACCACGGUCGAAUCGAAUGGCGGGACAUGUACGUAUGCGCUAAAUGAAACCAAGAGCUGUGGGUCUGACAACGGGGGAUGUACGGGCCCCGGGGCCUCGUGUGAUGAGCCAACAGGGGUCUGCAGCUGUAACCAAACGGGAUACUUGCUGGACCAAGAUCAAAAAACAUGCAAAUGGACAGGCUGCCCAUCGAAUCCCUGCCGUAUUUGUCCUAACAAUACCUACAGCGAUCAGUUCAUGCCGGUUUGUCAGCAAUGCUCGUCCAGCUGCACUGGAAACUACACCAAUAGCACAUGUUCUGGUAUGACUUGCCCCAGUAACUACAAACUUGCAACAAUCGUCACCAAACCAGAUAGCCAAUUUGCUGAGUUAAUUUCCAGCGCAGACUUUGUCAACGUUGUAACCAAUGUGACAUGUAAGCGGAACGAAACAACUGGCUUUUCCUCGUGGAGCCCUGAUGUAACUAGGCAGUUUUGCCGGCGCCUGAAUGACCCACCGACGAAUCUUACUCUGUCCGGUAACACGCUACUGGAGCAUGCCGCAGUUGGGACAGUUAUCGGGACUUUCUCAGCGCUGGAUCCGCAAGUUGGGCAGGAAAUUGUCUUCAAUGUAACAUCCUCGUUGUUCUCAAUAAACGGCACUAAGCUACAAAGCACUUGGCAAGAUCCUAACCUAAACGGACCGAUAUCCCUUAAUAACGGUGAGGUAGCAAUAACAAUCAGAGCUACUGAUAAUGGGAAUCCGCCCAUGUGGCGUGAGCAAGAGUUUAAAGUGCGAAUAUUGGAUGUCAACGACCCUCCUGGGAAUAUCUCGUUGUCGAAUCAUACUGUGAAUAAGAAUGCUCAAGUAGGUUCACUUGUAGGGGUUUUCACCGCUAUUGACGGUGAUGACCCAACGGCAACCCCUUCUUCAAACUUCACCUGGGAGCUAACGAAUUCUAGCAAUGGACUUUUCAAGUUGAAUGGAUCAAACCUGGUGGUAGCCAAACCACUUAAUAAUGUUCCCCAAAAUCAAAUUCAAAUUGAAGUCAAAUGUACUGACUCGGGUCAACCUUUUGAAAACGCAACGCAGAAGUUCGUAAUAUACUUGAUAAUGUAUGACGAUUAUCAUGCCAGCAUCACAUAUCGGCCGAUUUCUGUAAAAGAGGACGCAUCGGUAGGAACAACAGCUGGAACUCUGACAGCAACACAGUCUUUGGCCUUACCGGUCACUUUAAGUAUAAAUCACUUGAAUAACACUGUUCUUGAGAAGUUCAAAAUUGGCGCAACGACGUGCAGCAUUACAGCUGAUACGGCAACAUGCACCGCGGAUAUAUUGGUCAAGUCAGAACUGGAUUUUGAGGACAAAAGCACGUUUACUUUCACCGCCUCUGCUAAUUUCUCUAAAGGAGUAGUAACACGUGAGUUUACCAUCACAGUUAAAAAUGUGAACGAGGCACCAACCGACAUAUAUCUCAAUGGAACACUCACUGUGCCCGAGAACGCUGUAGCGGGCGCGAUUGUCGGCUCAUUCUUGGUAACAGACCCUGACAAGACCCAAACACAUAACUGCAGCUUGGUUAAUAGCGCCCAGUCUACGGGCAGUAGCUACUUCACGGUCGAAAAUGGCACAGUGCUUGAAGUAAAAGGAGAGCCUGUAAUAAACUACGAGAAAACGAGGCAUCUAGCAAUCAAGGUCACGUGCACAGACGACGGCGAUCCCAACCUGUCAACCACGAAGGACUUUAAUAUCACGGUUACUAACCAAAACGAGCCACCGCUGCAGGUAUCGAUCACCAGCCAAACGGUACCAGAGAACUCUCCGCUUGGUACCUUGGUCGGGUCGUUAUCAUGCGAGGAGCCUGACAAGCUUACAAAUGACAAAUGCACCUUCACUAUUGAUAGCCAAAAUUAUGCAUUCCGUCUUGGAUCCGAUGGCAAGAGCGUUCUAGUGAAUGGUUCCCUUGACUACGAGGUGGAACCGGUGAUUGACAUUGUUGUCGUGGCAACAGACAAAGGAGGGCUUUAUAAGAAAGUAAAGCUUCAAAUCAACAUUACAGACCAGAACGACGCCCCAACCGGGAUCAAUCUACCAGGGAAUGGAGGAGAUCUUAGCGUCUACGAGAAUAGCCGGUCAGGAACGGUCAUUAGUGCAAUAAAACUUGUCGACCAAGAUGGAGAUCCGCCCAGUUGCUCUCUGACGGACGAUGCCGGGGGACGCGUGGCGGUCCAGGGGACUAAUCUAAUUACGGGCUCAGCAAACUCGGACUUCGAGGAGUCAGCAGUUCUCCACAUAACGCUCAGCUGUUCCGAUGGGAAGGUCCAGAGUAUCCAGAAAAGCUUUAAUAUAACUGUUAAAGAUGUAAACGAAGUUCCAACAGAUAUCACCCUAAGUCACCGACAAGUGCUUGAAAACGAGGCAAAUACUCGAAUUGGAAUCAUCACAGUCACGGACCCUGAUGUCAACCAAUCACAUCGCUGCACGGUUUGUGACGUCAUUGAUGAAGGGCGUUGUGAUGCUAGUGCAGAUUUUAUAGUCGACGAAAGAUUACAACUAUUGACGUCAAGAGGCCUCGAUUUCGAGUCCGGGCACAUUCGGCGGAUUGUGAUCAACUGUACUGAUAACGCCACAAGUCCACAGAUGCCUUUAUCCGUGGAAAAGGCCUUUAACAUCACCGUUAUUGAUGUGAAUGAGCCACCAACCAGUGUGUGUAGUUCGCCGUUUGAGCAGGCGAUCCGCGCAUCUGUCGGGUCAGUGGUCGCGCGUCUAAGUGCUGUAGAUCCUGAUAACGCUGGCUCCGUCAAACAGGCGCUGACAUACAAGAUUAUUACGGGCUCAGGAGUGUUUCCCUUCCAGCUCUUCAAGAACAUGAUUUUCAAAACUGCAGAUGUCAUUCAACCCACGAACUUUACAUUUUCCAUUCAAGUGACUGAUGAUGGUCGAGUUGUCACGGAUGUCUCCCCAAACGGUUUAACCUUCAAUGUCAGCAAGCCCAACACUGUAGUCUUCAACUGUUCUUUAGCGGUCACAGCUGACUUCAUGUCAGACGCCCUUGACCUUCGCCCGAGCGUGGUGUCAGUUCAGUCCAGGGAUAACUCGUUGAUUGGUCGACUCUCGCUUCCGAAGAAGUUCCCUAAUGAGACAUUCAAGUACUUGCUGAACUCAGAUGAAACUGUCCCGUUCGCUAUCAACGGUGAUCAGGUUUUUGUUAAAAGUAUUGCCAUGAAGGACUAUGCUUUGAUAUUCGAGAACAAGUCAGCAUUUGUAUAUUUGGACAUAAAUGCUGAAAGCAGCCAAGGUGUCAAUAGAAGCGAAGGGCAUUUUGUCAAGAUUUCUGAUGAUGUUCCGGAGAUGAAAAUGUGUCUGGUCAAGAAAAGCAUCGAGGAGAAGAAGCCCCAGGGGAGUAUAGUGGGGCAACUAUUGAUGGAGUAUGGAGCCCCUCCCCUGUACCAGUGUUCUAUGACAAGCUGUUGCAAUCAGAUCGGAAAAGUCAAACCGGACACUUUCCCCUAUCAUUGCAAGGUUGACGAAUCGGCCAUUGGCGCAGGUCCGCAGCAUAAUGUCUCAACACUUUUCGAAUUUGAUUCAAGCUUUUCACUCCGCACUCGUACACAGCUAAGCUAUCAAGAGUUCAAUCUGACUGCUGGUGUCAUCCAAAUCCCAUACAGUUGCUAUGACGACCAGCGACCAUUGCAGCUCUUGAGGAGAACUUUCAAUGUGACAGUGCUAGAGUGCAAUGCUACCGGACACUGCCCUCUCGCCCCAGACUGCGCGCGGUGUGAUCAUGGUGGCACGUGUGUCGAUAAAGAGAACGGGUUCUCAUGUCGCUGUCCCGCGGAAUACACGGGAGAAAGAUGUGAGGUGGAUAUCGACGACUGCGCAUCUGAGCCGUGCCAGAAUGGCGGUACCUGUCAGGAUGGAGUCGCGUCAUUCACGUGCGCAUGCGCUGAGGGGAUAUCUGGUUCUUUGUGUGAAAGAAAUUCUUCGCUCUGUGAGAAAUGUGUUCGGGGCACCCGUUGCGUGACCUUUCACAAGGCAGCUACCAGGUGCGCCACCGCUGAUUUCCAGGAACGCAUCAUUGUGAACGGUUCAGAUUUGACUUCAAGUCAGCGUGCAUCGAUAGAGAGAGAGAUUGUGGCAAUAAUAAAAGCUGUUCUCUCAAAAAGGGCCGGCAAUUCCAGAAGUCGUCGCUCGGCCUCCGACGUCUACGCUGAGAUUCUUGAGACCAUCACAAUCGGACCGACCAACCAAACACUUCUGCACGUUGUCGUCUUGGAUACACAGUAUGAGCGUAUGAAUUCAACAUACGCAUGCGCACUGCUGGCCAACUCCAGGCUCCCUUGCGUGGGAGAGAAAGACUGUGAGGUCCUUUCCUUGAUAAAUGAGCCCUGUCCGGGACAAACCGAAGGCGAUAAGGAAAAGCAGAAGUCUCUCCUGACAAGAGAUCAAACCGUUGGGGUUGCAGUGGCGGCUGGACUGUUUAUUAUUAUUUUGAUUAUAGCAAUUGCAAUCCUAAUUUGCAAAAAAAAAAAGAGCGGCGAAGGCAACAUAUCUUCGAUCGACAUGAAAGACUUUAGCAACGCAGCCGACACUAAAUCUGCUUACGAGACACUGGAUACGACGAGGCGACGGAAUCCUAUAUACGAAGGGUUGUCGCCAAGGACAAAGAAAACCGCUGACCCCUACGUGAUGCCGGCCUUGUCAUCGAAGGGCAAAUAUACGCCAAAGCCGGGCCCUCGAUCCAUAGAUCAUCGGACAGAAGUGAACGAAGAUCAGACAUACGAUAACACAGAGAACGAGAUCCAUGCAGAAGCCCAUGUUGAUGGAUACCAGACAUACGACAACCCGACGUACGACACAGAGCACGAGACGCACGCAGAAGCUCAUGUGAAUGGAUACCCGACAUACGACAACCCAACGUGCGACACGCACUCACCUGCGCGAGCUCCAGCUUACAAAAGGACACGGAGCAAGCCCCAAGACGAGCUCUAGCCGGCGAUCAAACAGGAUUUUGCCAGAUCCCUAGUGUCACACCCGCCCAGAAUUGAGAUUAGUUUCCACUACUCGAAAUAAUUCAUCAGCCCGACUCACUAUGUAUGUCAAUGGCAAUAGGGCUGUAAAGGGUAAGCGCGUAUCUAACAUCCCCUCCCUUUAACCGUAAAGAGCUGUGUCAUUUACUUUUUGAAGAAUCUUGAAGUUCUCUCGAAUGAUAUCUAAGACAGCAUAACCCCACUCAUAUACGCUUGCUUUGCGUGAUAUAUUUUUUUUCGGGGUAGCAAUCACCCUCAAGGACUAUUUAUAAAUCUCCGGCAGGGGCGGCGAAAUGGUCCCAAAAGUACAGUGGGGAGGUUGAAUUGGCCGGGGUGAGGGGAGGGGGUGGGGUUGGAGGUAUUAUCAUUUCGAAGGGGGAGGGGGGUACCUGGGUUUAACAUAUAAAGUACAUUAUAAAAUAUACAAAUAAAAUGAUACAAACAGUUAAAAAAAAACUAUGUAAUCGUCUGUUAUCGAGCAAUUUAUUUAUACAUGUAGCACUUGUAGGUUCAUGUAAAAACCGCACGUUCAUGUGAAAAAGGACGUCAGCUCAGACCAGUGUGAGCUCAUUUAAAAGUCGUACAAGGACAUGUAAGAUAACAGCAUAAGUCUGGAUUUAGAUACGAUAUUUAUUCAAAAUAAUAUUUAUGUUACGAGAAGAUUAAUUGCUAGCAAAUAUGUAAAUCACUGAGAGGUGCGGGCUUGCUGUUGGUGAGGUAACAUGGGGUCUGGUAACUACUGUUAUAUCAAGCGCGUGACGCCUGGAGCUUUUAGGAAAAUUGCUUGAUAAAAUGAGGGCACUGAGACAGUACUGAAUAAUUUAUGCGCUGGCGAAAACACAUACAAUCGUAGUGUCGAACAGGUACGAAAGGCUGAAUUCAGUCGCCGUUUUUACUAACUUAAAGCGUGAAAAACUAUACUGAACAAAAGAUGGCAGAUUUGUUUGAUAAUGAGGGAGUCAUAAAGAAAAUUAUAGCUUUAGCUUUGCGCUAGUUAGCAUUCCCCAAAACGUGACAGUUCGCCGGCAAAAAGCCGCCAUUUCAAAACAAGAAGGUUGGUUUAACCGCGCGGUACUGGAACUAGUCUUGCGUUUCUCAGCACUGGCGGGCAGAAUUUUUUUUCAUCCGAAGAAAUUUUUUGUCUAUGAUCUUUACAUGCUUGAAAUGUACUAUAUUUCUAUUGCUAGGUAUAACGAGGGAGUGUCCAUGAUGUACCCUAAAGGAUAGGAGGGGGGGGGGGGGGGGGCUUGAGAAGGGCCCGUAUUUUUAGGCCCCAAAUGGCUGAUCAGUUUUCAAAUACUAUGAAAAGUAUAUGAGAUGUAUGAUUAUGAAAAGCUAUGUGAAGCCCAUUGAAAUACUGAGGGGAGGUGAUGGUACACUAAGUUUAAUAAGUAAGUACGUAAUUACCAUAACUAGAGUCGUUUCACUGCCUGAACACAAUUGGAUGCCAAAUAAGCAUUUAAAAAAUGACUGGGAAUCGGCGAAAAUGAUUUGGCCAAAGAGCGAACAGAUGCAACACAAGGUUGACAAAAAAAAUUAUAGAAUUUUAUUUAUAUCCAAGCUCUAGGAAACCCAACUCACUGUUCCAUGCAAACCGCUAAGAUUACCUUGCCCAAGUAUCUGGGAGUUAAAAAGUUUAAACUCCAACGCUAUUGUUUCUAGUAUUUUCUAUUCAAAUAUUUUCCAGUUAAACCCGCGUAUCACAAAAAUUUGAUAAAUAUGAUAUUCUGGUGAUUCCCUGGUACUCUUUCGCGCACUAGGGCUUUGUAUGCCACGGUGAUUGGCUAACUGGGGCUUCGUAUGCCACAAUGAUUGGCUAACUAGGGGCUUCGUAUGCCGCGAUAAUUGGCUAACUGGGGCUUUAAAUGCCACGAUGAUUGGCUAACUGGGGGCUUUGUAUGCCACGAUUUUUGGCUAACUGGGGAUUCGUAUGCCACGAUGACUGGCUAACAGGGGUAUCGUAUGCCACGAUGAUUGGCUAUCAGGGGGCUUUGUAUAUAUUCCACGAUGAUUGGCUAACCGAGGAUUUUUAUGCCGAUGAUUCGCUAACUGGGGAUUUGUAUGCCACGAUGAUUGGCUAGGGAAGUAAAUCUAUAUUUUUGACCAGUUUCUUUAAAACUACCGCGUUAGUCGUUGUAGCGCGUAUAAGACACACACGUUCUUGUUUUCCAUGUUUUUUAUUUCACUAUAAGUAUAGCUUCUGUAAAUCUCGUGGUAACGGACAGGAUAAAAAAAAUGGUCAAUUCCCACACCCCCAAAUCC
This is a messenger RNA of Nematostella vectensis (starlet sea anemone), 7620 nucleotides long. Its product is annotated as protocadherin Fat 4. The coding region runs from base 140 to 5320 and encodes 1726 amino acids. The record is from RefSeq and is a predicted model, not a curated record. Gene Ontology annotation, cellular component: adherens junction; catenin complex; membrane. Gene Ontology annotation, biological process: cell morphogenesis; cell-cell junction assembly; adherens junction organization. NCBI's taxonomy places the organism in Eukaryota, Metazoa, Cnidaria, Anthozoa, Actiniaria, Edwardsiidae. Gene Ontology annotation, molecular function: cadherin binding; calcium ion binding. The transcript has 20 exons.